Messenger RNA from Danio rerio (zebrafish), 960 nucleotides. It is a transcript of the gene rpl36a, whose product is annotated as ribosomal protein L36A. The record is from RefSeq and is marked validated. Gene Ontology annotation, cellular component: cytoplasm; ribosome. NCBI's taxonomy places the organism in Eukaryota, Metazoa, Chordata, Actinopteri, Cypriniformes, Danionidae. Gene Ontology annotation, biological process: translation. Gene Ontology annotation, molecular function: structural constituent of ribosome.
AUAUGUGCGGAGCGGACAGUGUGUUUGGUAUGUCGACCGUUAGGUGGUAGCAUCAUCACGCAGCAGCAGCAGCAGCAAACAGCGCGAGAGUCUCUUGCGCGACCCGGUACUAAUGCUCUGAGUGACGUCUAUACUUCCUCUUUGCUCCUGCGCCGCGAGGGCAACCAUGGUAAACGUACCGAAGACCCGCAGGACGUACUGCAAAAAAUGCAAGAAACACCAGCCGCAUAAAGUGACCCAGUACAAGAAGGGUAAAGACUCUCUGUACGCCCAGGGAAAGAGGCGUUACGACAGAAAGCAGAGUGGUUAUGGAGGACAGACCAAGCCUAUUUUCCGAAAAAAGGCUAAAACCACAAAGAAGAUCGUGCUGAGGCUGGAGUGCGUGGAGCCUAACUGCCGCUCAAAGAGGAUGCUGGCCAUUAAGAGAUGCAAACACUUUGAGCUGGGAGGAGACAAGAAGAGAAAGGGCCAGGUCAUCCAGUUUUAAGCUGGGCCAAGUGCUUCUUUUGUGGAUUACCAUCGCUGUCAAUAAAAGUUGUAUACAGUAAUGAUGACUUCUGUUUUAUUUUUAACAUCAGCACCAAACUGUGCUUCCAAAAUUAAAUGCACUGUUGGGGGCCAAAUCGCAGCUCUGUCGCCAUAAAUACUUUAAAAAGUGUUACUUCAACAACAGACCUGUUAUGCAUUUUGUGCUGCUUUUGGUGAACAGCGAAUUAUGCAUCCCUCAGUAGAAGAUGGAUUCAUACUUGAACUCACACUGUGUUGUGUGUAGUCAGAGAUGAAAUGUGGAAACAUGCUACACUUUCAUUUUUAAGGUGAGGAAUUGUACACUUAAUGGACACUUAUGGAUGUUAUGUCUUAAGGCUUAACCUGUUUCCCCCUCUCUCUAGUAUGUACAGACACAUUGUCAGGUCAACCCAGUUAAAAUUGUGGAAUUUGAGUAAAAACAACAAACUUUUA